Messenger RNA from Argentina anserina (silverweed cinquefoil), 381 nucleotides. Its product is annotated as VQ motif-containing protein 10. NCBI's taxonomy places the organism in Eukaryota, Viridiplantae, Streptophyta, Magnoliopsida, Rosales, Rosaceae. The record is from RefSeq and is a predicted model, not a curated record. The transcript has a single exon. The coding region runs from base 1 to 381 and encodes 126 amino acids.
AUGUCGGGCCAAGGCAGAGGAGACCGGACUGUGAAGGUUACGAUCAUCAACACCAAGUACGUGGAGACAGACGCCGUGAGCUUCAAAGACGUGGUGCAGAAAAUGACCGGAAAAGACUCGAGAGUUGCGUAUGAAGUGCAGGAGCCACCGCCGGCGGUGGUUACGAGUAACAAGAGUACGGCCCAGUCUGGUAACGUCAAAGAUCAAGGACUGACCAAUGGGAUUAGAUCUUCGAUGACGAAUGGUAACUCAAAACCUUCUGGAGUAAUACCUCGCAGUAAUUCAUCAGUUAUGAUGAGGAACAUCUCGUUCAAGGAGUUUGACAGGUUGUUUAGGGAGAUGCCUCCAGUGGAGGAGUUUUGGACGUCUGAGUUGUAUUAA